AUGAGUCGCAACAGUGCUAGAAAGCAACUAGUUGUCAUACUUGUACCCCGUUAUCCAAAACCGCUGCCGCCGGGCCCAAAACCAUGGCCGAUAAUCGGAAACCUCCCCAACAUCGGGCAGAAACCUCACCAAUCCAUCGCCGCCAUGGCCCGCGUUUACGGCCCCCUCAUGCAUCUUAAAAUGGGGUUCGUCCAUGUGGUUGUCGCCGCCUCAGCGGAGGUGGCGGAGCAGUUUCUUAAGGUCCACGACGCCAAUUUUUCCAACCGGCCACCUAACUCCGGCGCCAAAUACCUUGCUUAUAACUAUCAAGAUCUGGUCUUUGCACCCUAUGGUCCACGGUGGCGCAUGCUGCGUAAAAUUUGCGCAGUUCAUCUUUUCUCCGCCAAGGCUCUAGAUGACUUCCGCCAUGUUCGACAGGAAGAAUUAGCUGUUCUUGCACACGCCCUAGCUAGUGCAGGGCAGAAGACCCCAGUGAAUUUAGCCCAAUUACUCAACGUGUGCACCACCAAUGCUAUAGCCCGGGUGAUGCUGGGGCGGCGCGUGGUGGGGGACGGGAGUGGCGGUGGAGACUCCAAGGCGGAUGAAUUCAAAUCAAUGGUGGUAGAGUUGAUGGCUCUUGCAGGUGUGUUCAACAUAGGUGAUUUUAUCCCAGCCCUUGAAGGUUUAGACAUUCAAGGGGUGGUCAAGAAAAUGAAGAAACUUCACAAACGUUUUGACACUUUCUUGGACAAGAUUCUUGAGGAGCACAAGAUCAACGGCUCUCAUGGGUCGGAUCGAAACGUGGACUUGUUAAGUGCGUUAGUCGAGUUGAAAGAUGUUGAGCGGGGGGGAGAAGGGAGACUUACAGAUACAGAAAUCAAGGCUUUGCUUUUGAACUUGUUUUCCGCUGGGACCGAUACGUCUUCUAGUACAGUGGAAUGGGCCAUUGCAGAACUCCUCCGACACCCAGAGAUAUUGGCUCGAGCCCAAGAAGAGCUUGAUUUGGUUGUGGGUAAGGAUCGACUUGUGGCAGAAGCUGACCUACCCCGGUUGACAUUCCUUCAAGCCUUCAUCAAGGAAACCUUUCGACUUCAUCCUUCCACACCACUAUCUCUUCCGAGAAUGGCUAGUGAGAAUUGUGAGAUCAAUGGCUUCUUCAUUCCAAAGGGCUCUACGCUUCUCGUUAACGUUUGGGCCAUAGCUCGUGAUCCAAACGUAUGGGCCGAUCCACUUGAGUUUCGACCAGACCGAUUUUUGCUUGGUGGUGAAAAGGCUAAUGUUGAUGUUCGAGGAAAUGAUUUUGAAGUGAUACCUUUUGGAGCCGGCCGUAGAAUUUGUGCUGGAUUGAGCUUGGGCCUGCGCAUGGUGCAGCUAAUGACUGCAACCUUGAUCCAUGCAUUUGAUUUCGAGUUACCUAAUGGGAUAUUGGCUCAAAAGCUCGACAUGGAAGAGGCUUAUGGGCUGACGUUACAACGGGCUGCACCAUUGGUGGUGCAUCCAAGGCGUAGGUUAGGACCUCAUGUAUUCAAGGUCUAA
Molecule: messenger RNA, 1515 nt
Organism: Fraxinus pennsylvanica
Lineage: Eukaryota; Viridiplantae; Streptophyta; Magnoliopsida; Lamiales; Oleaceae
Source: the annotation of a GenBank genome assembly